Molecule: messenger RNA, 1436 nt
Organism: Leptopilina heterotoma
Lineage: Eukaryota; Metazoa; Arthropoda; Insecta; Hymenoptera; Figitidae
Product: putative nuclease HARBI1
Exons: 4
Coding region: 237-1436 (399 amino acids)
Source: RefSeq, a predicted model, not a curated record
GAGUCCACAACAACUGAAAAGAAUCGUCUUGAAGACGAUUCUUAGGACGAAACGAUGCGCGCGCAACUAUUGCCAACUGUGAAUAAUAAAUUCAUUUUCCGUGUUCCAUGUUUCGCUAUUCCUGACAGUUCAACUUGUUUACAUAAAACAACAAGAAUAAGAAAAUAACCUAAAACACAAAGUGUCAACGAUUGUUUCCAUCAGUUUAUUUUUUGUUCUCCGUUUAUUGCAUAAACAUGUUGGUGCUUUUUAAUAUAAUAUUAAUAAGUUAUCAAUGGAUGCGGCUUCUUUAUCUGCUUGAUAAAUUAUUAAAGAAAAAGGAAUUUAUUCGCCGAUGGCAUGUAAAACCCCACAUCACUAAUAUGAUGAGAGACACACAUGGUGCAUACGAAGCUCUCUUUUUGUAUUUCGCUAAUUGUCAUGAGGAAGAAUUUUAUAAAAUGUGCCGCAUGAAUGUUAGAACAUUUCAAAAACUCCAUAACCUUGUUGGACCUCGUUUGCAGAAAAAAAGUCGUCGACGUCCAUUGUCAACUGAGUUAAGAUUGGCGCUAUAUUUAAAUUACUUAGGACAUGGAGACAGCAAUUUCUCAACAGCAAAUUUUUUUCGGGUAGGCAGAAGCACAGUCUAUGGAAUAAUUCAUGAAGUUUCUCGAGUUAUUUGGGAUGUACUGUCUCCAAUUUAUUUAAACUGGAAAUCCGAAGAAGAAUGGAAAAUUGUAGCUGAGGGAUUCAGAGUAAAGUGGGAUUUUCCGAACUGUGUAGGAGCCUUGGACGGCAAGGAGAUAAGAAUAAAGGCUCCUCCACAUUCAGGGAGUCUCUAUUUUAAUUAUAAGCGUUUUUACAGCUUUAAAUUGAUGGCUAUUUGCGACGCUUUUUUACGUUUCACGUGGAUAGAUAUAGGCGAUUAUGGUUCACUUAGUGAUGCUUCUUCAUUUCGUAAUUCAUCCUUAUAUCAGGCUCUGGAAGAACAUGACGCUGGUCUUCCGAGAGAGAAUAUUUUACCGCGCACAAAUAUCUCUCUACCAUUCUUUUUUGUGGGAGAUCCCAUUUUUGCAUUGAAAACAUAUUUAAUGAAGCCUUAUCCUCGUGCAAAUGGUCUAACAAAUGAACAGCAUGUAUUUAACAACAGAUUAUCAAGAGCCAGACAAUGCAUAGAAGUGAGCUUCGGAAGAAUAUGUUCAAAAUUUCAAAUCUUGGAAGAUCGACUCGACUUCAAAGUAGAUACAUCAGUUGAAAUAGUCAAAGCAAUUAUAUGUUUGCACAAUCUAAUUAUCACCGAAGAAAUGAAUGCAAUGGAAUAUGAUGAACCUGUCAUAAACGCACCAAAUGUCGUAGAUUUUGAAGGGGAAGAAGAUAUGGAGGCAAAUGAUGAUGCUGUCAGGCAGAGAGAAAUAUUAAGAGAAUAUUUUACGUCCGGAGAGGGUCAAAUAUUGUAA